ACACGCUUUGUGAUCCCCUAAUAAGGUUAAUGCGAGUUUCUAGAGUGAUCUGUCUUUGUCUGAGUACUGGGCAGCCAGCAGGGAGAUUCAGACACCAGCCGUGAGCGGGUCCCUCUUUCCCAGCUUGCCAGCAGGCUCCGUGCUCCUAGAAGCAAACGCUCCAGAGGCUCCGGACGCCGCGGCUGGAUUGGAGACGACAUGGGUUCCUCAGGGGACGACGGCUAUCGCCUCCUCAAUGAGUACACCAAUGGCUUCAUGGUGUCCCAGGUUCUCUUCGCCGCUUGCGAGCUGGGGGUGUUCGACCUUCUCGCCGAGGCCCCAGGGGCCCUGGACGUGGCAGCAGUGGCUGCAGCUGUGGAGGCCAGCCCCCACGGGACAGAGCUCCUGCUGGACACCUGCGUGUCCCUGAAGCUGUUGAAAGUGGAGACGAGGGCAGGAAAAGCUUUCUAUGAAAACACAGAGCUGUCCAGCGCCUACCUGACCAGGGUCAGCCCAACAUCACAAUGCAACCUGCUAAAGUACAUGGGCAGGACCAGCUAUGGGUGCUGGGGCCACCUGGCAGAUGCUGUGAGAGAAGGAAAGAACCAGUACCUGCAGACGUUUGGCGUUCCCGCUGAAGACCUUUUUACAGCCAUCUACAGGUCUGAGGGCGAGCGGCUGCAGUUCAUGCAAGCUCUGCAGGAGGUCUGGAGCGUCAACGGGAGAAGCGUGCUCACCGCCUUUGACCUUUCGGGGUUCCCACUUAUGUGCGACCUUGGUGGGGAUUUCUUUAAAGACCCUCUUCCGGAAGCAGAUCUGUACAUCCUGGCCAGGAUCCUCCAUGACUGGGCAGAUGGAAAAUGUUCACACCUGCUGGAGAGGGUCUACCAUACUUGCAAGCCAGGUGGUGGCAUUCUGGUAAUUGAAAGCCUCCUGGAUGAAGACAGGCGGGGCCCUCUGCUCACGCAGCUCUACUCUCUGAAUAUGCUUGUGCAGACAGAAGGGCAGGAGAGGACCCCCACCCACUACCACAUGCUCCUCUCCUCUGCUGGCUUCAGAGACUUCCAGUUUAAGAAAACAGGAGCCAUUUACGAUGCCAUUUUAGUCAGGAAAUAACUUUUUCUUGUGAUCUGGAACUACUGUCAAAGCACGCAAGACAUAAUAAUAAAGAGAUGUAUCUC
This is a messenger RNA of Mandrillus leucophaeus (drill), 1160 nucleotides long. RefSeq names its product acetylserotonin O-methyltransferase (gene ASMT). Lineage: Eukaryota; Metazoa; Chordata; Mammalia; Primates; Cercopithecidae. The record is from RefSeq and is a predicted model, not a curated record. The transcript is spliced from 7 exons. Gene Ontology annotation, biological process: methylation; melatonin biosynthetic process. Bases 199 to 1095 code for a protein of 298 amino acids. Gene Ontology annotation, molecular function: acetylserotonin O-methyltransferase activity.